AUGCUCCUCAUUACCGAAUUUUUUCCCUCACAGCUGGCUGGUGUGGAACACACGUGUGUGGCCCCCUCCCCCAGCCUGACCCUUGGAAGUAUCCCCCUUUCUGGGAACUCCGCUGCCACCCCUCCAUAGGGACACAGUGGGGGACUCCGCAAACCUCUGGGCUGGGGGUGUCUGCAAGCCCAGGCUCCCCAGCGCCUCUCCUGACCCAAAAGUACCCCCUGCUGCUGCUCCCAGCUGUGCUUCCCUAGCUAGACAAGAGGGGCCGGCGCCUGCUACCCCCAGCGUCUCCCAGCUCUGCGACUCGCCUCCCCUCCUCCCCUCGGGUCCCAGGCGCCUUGCUGGGCGCUGCCUCUGUCCUUCCCCUUUUUGUGCCCCCAUGAGGGUCCUGGCCUGCCUCCUCGGAGCUGCGCCUCCUCAGCUGGGUUCCACUCAGGCUGGAGGCAUCUGUGUGCUCGCGCUGCCUCUCAUCUCCUUUGCAGUAGCACUGGUGGGGAUCCAGGCAGUGGAGCGGCUGCGCCUGACUGAUGGUCCACACAGCUGUGCCGGCCGACUGGAGGUCUGGUAUGGCGGCCGUUGGGGCACCGUGUGUGACGACGGAUGGGACCUGCGUGAUGCCACAGUGGCCUGCCGGGAGCUCGGCUGUGGGGGGGCACUGGCUGCUCCUGGGGGCGCCUUCUUUGGGGAGGGCACAGGCCCUGUGUGGCUCAGUGAGCUGGCUUGCCAGGGCCGAGAGGGACGGCUGGGCCUCUGUCCUCACCGUGGCUGGAAGGCCCAUAUCUGCUCACAUGAGGAGGAUGCAGGUGUGGUCUGUGCAGGUCAGCGGGUGGCAGACUCCCGGGAUGACUCCACCUCCCCGCUGGAUGGGGAGCUGUGGCCGGUGAUGUCUGCAGAGCUGAGCCCCGCCUCCGAGGAGCCUCCCAUCACUCACGCCCCCCGCCCAGCUGGGAGCCCCCAGAAUGGCCCCCGGAAGAAAAGCCCCCGGCCCCCUAAGCAGGCCAAGUCCACUCGAGCCCCUUUGCUAACAACUGGGGCCCCCCGCCAAGACCAGCUGCGCCUGGUCUCAGGCCCCCACCGCUGUGCCGGCCGCCUGGAGGUCUGGCAUGGUGGCCGCUGGGGCUCUGUGUGUGACGACGGAUGGGACCUUCGAGAUGCUGCAGUAGCCUGCCGGGAGCUGGGCUGCGGGGGGGCGCUGGCUGCCCCUGGGGGUGCCCGAUUUGGGCCUGGCUCAGGGCCUGUGUGGAUGGACGAUGUGGGCUGUGGAGGAGGAGAGCAGGCCCUGCGGGACUGUCCCCGAAGCCCCUGGGGCCGGAGCAACUGCGACCACACUGAGGACGCCGGGCUGGUCUGCACAGGCCCUGCCCCGAAACUGCGCCUGGCUGAUGGACCCCAUGGCUGCGCUGGCCGCCUGGAGGUCUGGCACGGAGGGCGCUGGGGGUCAGUGUGUGAUGAUGCCUGGGACCUGCGUGAUGCCGCCGUGGCCUGCAGGGAGCUGGGUUGCGGGGCGGCACUGGCUGCUCCCGGGGGCGCCUUCUUUGGGGAGGGGUCUGGCCCCAUCAUCCUGGAUGAUCUUCGGUGUCUGGGAAAUGAGACGGCCUUGCGGUUCUGCCCCGCACGGCCCUGGGGCCAGCACGACUGUCACCAUCGGGAGGAUGCUGGGGCUGUGUGUGAUGGCAUGCCCCUCGGCUAUGUGGCCCACACGACCCCUGCGGUGGACAGCAACAGCUCGGCAUCCCUGAAGGCAGCACCUGGGUCCCUAUCCAGCACAGUGAGCCAGGCUCCAGGAGUAGCAGGCGGCUUGCCUCCUCUAGCCGUUCCUACAGCACCUUGGGAGUCUGGGCCAGAUGCAGGGUCUCCCCAGCUGCGCCUGGUGGCUGGGCCUAGCAGGUGUUCAGGCCGGCUGGAAGUGUGGCAUAAUGGACGCUGGGGGACGGUGUGUGAUGACAGCUGGGACAUGCGGGAUGCGGCCGUGGUCUGCCGGGAGCUGGGCUGUGGAGGCCCUCGGCAGCCAGACCCUGCUGCAGGCCGCUUUGGCUGGGGUGCAGGCCCCAUUUUGCUGGAUGACGUGGGCUGUGUGGGGACGGAGGCCUCUCUGUUCAGCUGUCCUGCUGCUCCCUGGGGAAAACACAACUGCGCUCACAAUGAGGAUGUCGGGGUCGUGUGCACUGGGAGCCCUGGUUUGGACACCAUCUCAGACCCCUUCAGCUGGAGCUGGCUCCCCGGCCUGGGUAGAGAUCGGGAUGCUUGGCUCCCAGGAGAGCUUUCCACCAAGCCCUCUGCCAGCCUAACCUCCAGUGUUCCAGAGAAAACCACCACUAAGGCACCAGGGAAAACCCCCAAGAGUACUAAGAAGUGGGUGACCAAACAUGCAAAGAGACCAACCACUCAACCUCCCAGGAUGCCAACCACUAAAAACUCCAGAGGCCUGGGUACCCAAAGCUCCCUAGAGCUAACCUCACAGACCACAACCCUGACCAUGGAGGCUUCCCCAAAACGAACCUCUGAGUUACCAAAAAGGCUGCUUACAGAGGCUCCCCACAGAUGGACCUCACACAUCACUUCCAGAACAACUCCUGAGACCCUCUGGGAAUGGCCCUCAGGGACCACGACAACACUGUCCCCUCAAGACCCUCGAGAAAUGACCUCUGAGACCACCACCAAGCAAAUCCAUCAGACCUCCCUGGAGCUAUCUGCUAAGACCCCAGCCUCCUCCCCCACAGUCAGCAUCCCUGGGGAUUCAGGCCCCUUCCGGGUUCGUCUGGCCGAUGGGCCCAACAAGUGUGCUGGCCGGCUAGAAGUGUGGCAUGCCGGACACUGGGGGACAGUCUGUGAUGACAGCUGGGACCUGCGGGAUGCCACUGUGGUCUGCUGGGAACUGGGUUGUGGAAAGGUCCGGGCCCGAGUGGGCAAAACCCAUUAUGGCCCGGGGACUGGACCCAUCUGGUUGGAUGACAUGGGCUGUAAGGGAAGUGAGACCUCGCUGAGCGACUGCCCCUCAGGGGGAUGGGGGAAGCACAACUGUGACCACGAGGAAGACGUGGGGCUCACCUGCACUGGCUACACGGAUGAUGAUGAUUAUCCUUCCUGGACUUGGGACCCCACUUUAGGAGAAGAUCUGGCCAAAGGGGCCACCACGGCACCAGGCCCUGGACACGCUCUUCCAUGGGGUACCACCAGGCAUCCAGGGACUCCCUCUCCAGCAACACAGCACCUUCCAGUCACAGGUGGCCAGGAUGGUUUCCAGCCUUCCAGGACACAGGACACACCUUCAGGCAGGGGCCCAGCCCUGGGGACACCCACCCCUUCCAGUGGCACUGCCAGGCGCCUGGGACGCCCUUCUCCGGCUCCUAGGGUCCUCGGGGACAUAGGUUCCCGGCAGAAGACCGGCCCUGAGCGUCGCCUGCUGCGGCCCACUGCAGCCUGGGCAGCGCCUUCCAUGCUGCCUCCCGCCCCCUCCACCUCGCUUGGGCCGCAGCUGACUUCUGACUCAGCCUCUGUCCGUCCUGGCACUUUGGCGCCUACUCCAGACCCGCCUUCCUCGACCACGCCCGGCCUCUCUACCACACAGAUCCCACUGCCCACUGUGCCCCCAGAGCUGACAUCAGAGUCCUCUGCAGCGCCAGGGGGGACCCCAGGAACUUACACAACCCCAGAUUUAGGCACAACUACAGAAACUUCUGGAUCCCUGGAGCCCUCCACAAGCCUGCUCCCCAUGACUACCUCAAACUCUGCCACUACCCUGAACCCCGCUACCAGCCAGAACUCCCCCAUCACCCCGAACUCCACCACCACUCCGUACCCCGCCAUCGCCCUGAACCCCAGCACCACCCCAAACCCCACCACCAUUCAAUACCUUACCACAACCCUGCACCCCACCACAACCCUGCUCCCCACCACGACAAUGUACCCCACAACCACUCAUCAUACCACCAUCCCCAGCGGGCCUCCCGACCUCUCCUCUGGCCCUGUCAUCACGGCUGAGUCCCUUUCAACCUCCCCAGGGAUAGAAUUCCCCUCCUCCACCUCAGCACUACGGGCUACACCCAGCCUGCACCCCGAGCUGACCUUCAGGGAGACCCCCCUUGCCCCUACAUCUCAGAUGCAGAGCCCAGCACCCUCUCUGGCCUCAGAAGCCAGCCCCUCUAAGUCUUCUCCUGUCUCAAACACAGACCCUCUGUCCACUGAGGACUUUGGGCUGCCCAGCAGUCAGAACCCCACACUAAUGCCUCCGCAGACCCAGAGCCCAGCCCCGGCUUCGGACCCCACUGUGACCGACUUCCCCCUCCCCUCUACAGCCCCUCCCAUGGAUCAACUUUCCCCUGACUACCCCCCACUAGGGCCAAGUCCUGAUCAGACCCUGGGCCCCCUUGGCCCCUGUGCCUCCCCAACACCCCCUGUGAGGGUUAUGGCUUGUGAGCCGCCUGCCUUGGUGGAGCUGGUGGCUGCUGUGAGGGACAUUAGUGCCCAGCUGCAGAGGCUGACCCAGGUCCUGGAACAGGACCAGCAGCAGCGCCACGCCCUGGGGCUAGGGCUGGCCCAGAUGGUGGAGGCUGCCCGGGGCCUGGGGCAGCUGGGUGAGACAGUAAAGAGACUGGCAGAAGUGGCCUGGCCCCCCAGUACAAUUGUGCCCACCCUUACAACCCCAGGGGAGGAGGAGAGACCUCUGAGGGGAGAUGUGUGACCCUUGACAAGAUGUAGGGAUGUAAGCUACUCUCAGACAAACCAAAGAAAGUCACAGUACCUAACUAAAAACAA
Messenger RNA from Cavia porcellus (domestic guinea pig), 4752 nucleotides. It is a transcript of the gene Ssc5d, whose product is annotated as scavenger receptor cysteine rich family member with 5 domains. NCBI's taxonomy places the organism in Eukaryota, Metazoa, Chordata, Mammalia, Rodentia, Caviidae. The transcript is spliced from 15 exons. The coding region runs from base 377 to 4678 and encodes 1433 amino acids. Gene Ontology annotation, molecular function: extracellular matrix binding; serine-type endopeptidase activity. Gene Ontology annotation, biological process: detection of bacterial lipoprotein; defense response; zymogen activation. Gene Ontology annotation, cellular component: plasma membrane; extracellular matrix. The record is from RefSeq and is a predicted model, not a curated record.